This is a messenger RNA of Capsella rubella, 1197 nucleotides long. RefSeq lists its product as uncharacterized. Bases 16 to 1035 code for a protein of 339 amino acids. Lineage: Eukaryota; Viridiplantae; Streptophyta; Magnoliopsida; Brassicales; Brassicaceae. The transcript is spliced from 8 exons. The record is from RefSeq and is a predicted model, not a curated record.
UCGACCUUCACGAAAAUGGCGUCUUGUUCUCUUCCUUUGUUCCCAUGCCUUUCCUCGAUCAAAAUGACGAUGAAGCCCAUGGCGACUCUCACCAAUUCCCCUAAAACUAUAGUUCCAUACGAGCUGAAAAAGGGGCAAAACCGUCUUUUUCACAAGCUACCUUCGGGUUUAAAAAUGGAGGUAAUCGAACAGAGGAGAAGCAAAUCCGAAAGAGACACUCCACCAUUAGUGUUUGUUCAUGGAAGUUACCACGCAGCUUGGUGUUGGGUUGAGCAUUGGUUACCUUACUUCUCUUCUUCUGGGUUUGAUUCUUAUGCUGUUAGCUUAUUAGGUCAGGGUGAAAGUGAUGUACCUUUAGGAACAGUUUCUGGAACACUUCAGACGCACGCAAGUGAUAUUGCGGAUUUUAUCGAAUCGAAUCUUGGUUCUUCACCACCUGUGCUUAUUGGUCAUUCUUUUGGAGGACUCAUUGUUCAGUAUUACUUGGCAAAUAUUGUAAACAAACAGUCGUUUGGAUCAGAAAGUGUGUUUCCGGAACUUUCAGGGGCUGUAUUGGUUUGCUCGGUUCCACCUUCGGGUAAUAGCGGAUUAGUGCUACGUUAUCUCUUCUCUAAACCUGUAGCUGCGUUUAAGGUUACUCUCAGUUUAGCUGCCAAAGGUUUUCAGAAAUCUAUUCCUCUUUGUCGGGAAACAUUCUUCUCUCCAGCCAUGGAUGAUCAACUUGUGAAGCGUUACCAGGAUCUUAUGACAGAGAGUUCACGGAUGCCACUGUUUGAUCUGAGGAAGCUAAACGCAUCACUUCCAGUGCCUAAACCAAUGGAGAAUUCGACAAAAGUUCUUGUUUUAGGUGCUAAAGAUGAUUUCAUAGUGGAUGAUGAGGGGCUGAUGGAAACCGGAAGGUUUUACAAUGUUGAACCGGUUUGUAUUGAAGAUGUUGCUCAUGACUUGAUGCUUGACUGUUCAUGGGAGAAAGGUGCUGAGGUUCUUUUGAGUUGGCUUUGUGAAUUGUCUAAACCGGAAACUUUAUCUGCGUAAUGACCGGACUUUUCGGGUAGGUAACUGCUUCUCUUCAUUUUUUCAGGUAAAAGAAUGUUUAAGUCUAAAUUUCUUAGUUAAAUGAGAAAGAAGAAUGAAGGUUAAUUUAUAAGUUUUUGGAUAGUAAAGAUGAUGCGUGUGAGAAGAAAACAAAAAUCUCGA